CAUAUCUCCCGACCAAACCCGACUUACAGGUGGUUUAAAACGAAUCCGUUGGCUAAAUAUAAGGCAGUUCCUGCAAGGCCCGCCAGAAGUGCACCAGUUAUCGAUUAUCCUGAAUCUGGCUCUCCGUCUUUUUUAGCUUGGGCUUCCUCACAAACAGUGUCCGAUUUUCUUAACCUAUAUAUCCAGACCCUCUCCCUCUUGCUUCCCCUUGUAUAUGGCUGGCCUCCCUUAUUAUACACCGAUGUAUAUUAAAGAUGUGAUUUGUUGUUCAUAAUAAAAAAACUCCUUUCUGAAAAAAAUUUAAAUGCAAAACUCAAAUCCGGAGUACGUAGCUCAACUUCCAAUGACGGAAGUCAAUUUCAGUGAUAAAGCGUGGAAGUGUACUGACGCCAAAAAUGGAUAUCUCAAGAGUAAAAACCCAACGCAAGAGUCCCUGUUAGGCUCCUCACCAGUUUCGACUGUGGUACAAAUGUCCCACACCGGUGCUAAAACUAUGGUAGUACCAAAAGGCAAGGCCUCCAAGGAAAAAUGCCUGUUUGCUAUGGUGCUGGCCCUUCUUAUAUUUUGUGGGGUGCUAUUGUUGAUGGUUUUUAGUACUAGAGGCCAAGGAUGUCAUGAUUUUAAACCGAGAGUUUGCUUGACGGAAGAGUGUGUCCGCACUGCUUCCUCCUUAUUAUCUGCUAUGGACCAUACAGCCGAUCCCUGCAUAGACUUUUUCCAGUAUGCUUGCGGAACUUGGAACCGGAAACACUUUAUCCCGGAAGAUCGCAGCUCAAUUAGCACGUUCGAAGUUAUGGCCGAUCAGUUGCAACUCAUCCUCAAAGACGUGUUAGAAGAACCGAUAACGUUGGAAGACAGUGACGCCACGAGGAAAGCAAAAACCUUUUACAAUACUUGCAUGGACAUUCCUCAGAUUCGUAAAAUCGGCGAUAAGCCGCUCAGAGAGGUCCUAGAAUCGUUGGGUGGUUGGCCAGUAACCAAACCGGACUGGCGAGUGCCCAACAUCUCCAUCGAGGCUCUAAUCGGGCAAAUCCGGGGAGUUUAUAACGAGGGUUUCCUGGUGGAACAGUGGGUCGGUCCAGACGACAAGAACAGCUCAGUUAACAUCAUCCAGAUGGACCAAAUGGCAUUGGCCUUACCAAGUAGAGACUACUAUCUGAAAUCUAGCAGUGAAGGCGAUAGGGAAGCAUAUCACAAGUAUAUGACGAACAUAGCGGUACUCUUAGGAGCUAAUAAAACUACUGCUAGCGAUGAACUUCAAGAGGUCAUAGACUUUGAAAGGAGAUUGGCAAACGCCUCAUUACCGGAACAAGAUCGACAUGACACCAGUAUAAUUUACAAAAAAUUGAAACUGCGAGAGUUGCAGCAAAUCGUUCCGCAAGUUAAUUGGCUGGAAUACUUUUGGUCCUUCUUGGACACCAAAAUCAACGAAAAUGAACCGGUGGUGGCAUAUGGACUCUCUUAUUUUAUCGAAAUGGGGAAAAUUUUGGCGGAAACCGAUCGAAGAAUAAUUCACAACUACGUACUUUGGCGCCUCGUAAUGUCCCUCUCCUCCCAUAUGAUCGACGAUUACCAAAGGGAAAGGGUGGAAUUUCGAAAAAUCCUGCAAGGGGUCUUGAGCGAGAGACAUCGGUGGUCCCAGUGCGUCGAAUGGACGAAUAAAAAAUUGGGAAUGGCCGUGGGAGCUUUGUUUAUAAGGGAUAAUUUUAACCACGAUAGUAAGGAAACUGCACUCGAAAUGAUCCACACGAUAAGGGAAGCGUUUAACGAACUUCUCGCUGAAAACGACUGGAUGGAUGACGAGACGCGGGCUGUUGCCAAGGAAAAGGCUGAUGCCAUGAACGAGAGAAUCGGUUAUCCAAAGCUUAUUACAGAUAGGGAAGCUUUGACGAAAGAAUACGCGGCCCUUAAUAUCACUAGGAAGGACUUUAUGAGGAACAUCUUAAAUAUUCUUAAGUUUGAGGCCGAGCAAAAUCUUCAGAAGCUCAGACAUCCUGUUGAUAAGGACAAGUGGUCCACCGAACCUGCGGUGGUCAAUGCGUUUUAUAAUCCUAACAAAAAUGACAUCGUAUUUCCUGCUGGUAUCCUGCAGCCCCUAUUCUACAGUCAACAUUUUCCAAAAUCCUUAAAUUACGGAGGCAUCGGGGUGGUUAUAGGGCACGAAAUCACCCACGGAUUUGACGACAAGGGAAGGCAAUUCGACAAGGACGGAAACAUGAUGCAGUGGUGGAACAAUGCGACCAUCCGGGCAUUCCGUGAACGGACGCAAUGCAUAAUAGAUCAGUACUCGCGUUAUAAAAUUGAUGAGGUCGGACUGUACGUUAAUGGACGGAUGACCCAAGGGGAAAAUAUAGCGGACAAUGGGGGACUUAAACAAUCCUUUCGGGCGUAUAAAAAAUGGGUGGCGCACCACGGCGAAGAAGACAACUUACCCGGACUAAACCUCACCCAUGACCAACUGUUUUUUCUGAACUACGCACAAAUCUGGUGCGGCUCGAUGAGACCUGAAGACGCCCUCACUAAAGUGAGAUCGAGCGUCCAUUCCCCGGGUCCCAUAAGGGUCCUGGGGCCCCUCUCCAACUCCUGGGACUUCGCCAAGGCUUACAAGUGUCCCCAGGGAUCGCCCAUGAACCCCACCAAUAAAUGUAGCGUUUGGUAACUGAAUUAUGGUAUCUAAUUAAUUAUGUGGUAUUUGUGCAGUAUUAAUUGCAAGCAGAGUUUGGAAAAAGGUUGUGUGUGUAUGAGUGUGUGGGUUGAAGGGAGGUUUUACCUCAUUUUGACAGGAUUUGAGACACGAAGGGUAAAAAAAAUUUUAGGAUUUUAUUGGCUUGUGUUUAAGCGUAUUUACAGACUGCAGCACAAAAUUAGUGCACAAAAAGAUAAUAUAUAUAUUUAGCAAAAUAUUGAUGUAAAGAAUAGUAGAAUUUUAAAAUGAUCUUACGAUCACCGCGAUAAAUUGCAUCCUUUUUGUACACGAGGGCCAGAAAGUAAAUUUGAAAAAAAAAUCGCUUAAUGUGGUCGUAGUGUACAUAAUGGGUGAGAAAACCAGUUUCUUACCCUCACGUGUAAUAUACUAUUAGGGUUUUGCAGUCAAAAUUAUAGAUACAUAUAUCUACAAACUACAAAAACAUAUCUGUAACUAUUCCUAUUUUAAAUAAUAAUAUCAAAAAUUCUUAUAUUGUAUCUAAUCAAAUGUAGGCUAUGAUAUAAAUGAAUUAAUUAUUAUAAAGAUAACUAUUGCGUGUUUUUACCUAUCCUACAUACCUUUUAAAAAGGCAUAUACGUGUUUAGUUAAAAUUGACUUGUACAAAUUUUAUAAAGCAUUUUAUCGCAAUAUUGUCUAUUUGUGUGUUUUCACUAAACCUAUUUGGUAUAACUUGUAUUUGUUAAUAAAUGUCUGUUUGUAA
Messenger RNA from Anthonomus grandis grandis, 3407 nucleotides. RefSeq names its product neprilysin-1-like. Gene Ontology annotation, biological process: protein processing. The coding region runs from base 305 to 2659 and encodes 784 amino acids. Gene Ontology annotation, cellular component: plasma membrane. The transcript is spliced from 15 exons. Gene Ontology annotation, molecular function: metalloendopeptidase activity. NCBI's taxonomy places the organism in Eukaryota, Metazoa, Arthropoda, Insecta, Coleoptera, Curculionidae. The record is from RefSeq and is a predicted model, not a curated record.